Molecule: messenger RNA, 2638 nt
Organism: Erinaceus europaeus (western European hedgehog)
Lineage: Eukaryota; Metazoa; Chordata; Mammalia; Eulipotyphla; Erinaceidae
Gene: TARS2
Product: threonyl-tRNA synthetase 2, mitochondrial
Exons: 18
Coding region: 164-2413 (749 amino acids)
Biological process (GO): threonyl-tRNA aminoacylation
Cellular component (GO): mitochondrion; cytoplasm
Molecular function (GO): ATP binding; threonine-tRNA ligase activity
Source: RefSeq, a predicted model, not a curated record
CUCGUGUCUCAGGUUAAGUCUUCCCGCCAAUCGGAACUAUCCGCACAGCGGCUUGUGUUGUGUGGGGACCGGCUCCUGGCUCCUUAGAUUUCCUGGAGGUGGCGCCAGACCGGAGUGGCAGUUGUCGAAGCCAGUGGAUGCGGAUGUUGUUGGGAAGGAGCCAAUGAGGAACCUGGCUAAGGGGAAGUGGCGGUCAUUUGUUUGCGGAUGUGUGAUCAUGUGCGACCGGGUCUGGAGGAACAUGGGGUUGUGUCAGAGAUGGCUCCGGCUCCGACUCUGGCUCCCGGGGUUACGAGCCUGCGGGCUACACACGGUGCGUCAGGCAGCUGUGCCCACCCCUCCACACUGGUUGGUGGAGCGUCUUGGCCUUUUUGAGGCACUAUGGGAUGCUCAGGCAAAGAAAUUAGCAAGCAAGGCACAGAAAGAACACCGGACUCUUUGGGUAUCACUUCCUGGAGGACAGAAAGUGGAUGCUGUGGCGUGGAACACAACCCCUUACCAUCUGGCCCAACAAAUCAGUUCAACACUGGCAGAAACUGCAGUGGUGGCUCAAGUGAACGGAGAGCUUUAUGAUCUGGAGCGGCCUUUAGAGACAGACUGUGAACUCAAAUUUCUGACAUUUGAUUGCGCAGAGGGAAAAGCGGUCUUCUGGCACUCUAGCACCCAUGUCCUGGGGGCAGCAGCUGAACAGCUCCUGGGUGCUAUUCUCUGCAGGGGUCCAAGUACAGAUUGUGGCUUCUACCAUGACUUCUUCCUGGGAAAGGAACGAACAGUCCACAGCUCAGAGAUGCCUGUUUUGGAACAAAUCUGCCAAGAACUUGUAGCUUCUACUCAACCUUUCAGGAGACUAGAAGCUUCCCGGGAUCAGCUUCGCCAACUCUUUAAGGAUAACCCUUUUAAGCUUCACCUGAUUGAAGAGAAAGUGACAGGUCCAACAGCCAUAGUGUAUGGGUGUGGCAUGUUGGUUGAUCUUUGCCGAGGCCCCCACCUUCGGCACACUGGGCAAAUUGGAGGACUGAAACUGCUGGCGAACUCGUCAUCGGUCCUGCAGUCUUCAGGUACUAAGGAGUCACUGCAGAGAGUGUCAGGUAUUUCCUUCCCCACAGCAGAGGGCCUGAGGGCCUGGGAAAAACAGAGAGAGGAAGCAGUACUACGUGACCACCGCCGCAUUGGGAAGGAACAGGAGCUCUUUUUCUUCCAUGAACUGAGUCCUGGGAGCUGUUUCUUCCUGCCUCGAGGGACAAGGGUGUAUAAUGCACUGGUGUCUUUUAUUAGGGCUGAGUACACCCGCCGUGGCUUCUCAGAAGUGAAGACCCCCACUUUGUUCUCUACAAAACUCUGGGAACAGUCAGGGCACUGGGCACACUAUCAGGAAGACAUGUUUGCCCUGCAUCCCUCAGGCCAUGGUAGGCCCACCUGUUCCCAGCAUGACCACUCAGCCACCAGGCCUGCAGACAUGCUCGCCCUCAAACCCAUGAACUGCCCUGCGCACUGCCUGAUGUUCGCCCACCGGCCCAGAUCCUGGCGAGAGUUGCCCCUGCGACUGGCUGACUUUGGGGCCCUACACCGGGCAGAGGCCUCUGGCAGUCUUGGGGGACUAACCCGGUUACGGUGCUUCCAGCAAGAUGACGCUCACAUCUUCUGCACAUCAGACCAGUUGGAAGUAGAGAUCCGCGGCUGUCUUGAUUUCCUCCGCUCUGUCUACAGUGUUCUUGGCUUCUCCUUCCACUUGGCAUUAUCCACUCGGCCACCUGGCUUCCUGGGAGAGCCCCACCUUUGGGACCAGGCUGAGCAGGUCCUUCAACAGGCCCUGGAAGAAUUUGGAGAACCCUGGAAACUCAGCCCUGGAGAUGGUGCCUUCUAUGGGCCUAAGAUUGAUGUGCACCUCCACGAUGCCCUGGGCCGACCCCACCAGUGUGGGACAAUCCAGCUUGACUUCCAACUGCCUCUGAGAUUUGACCUGCAGUACAAGGGGCAGGCGGGGGCCAUGGAUCGUCCAGUCCUCAUUCAUCGAGCAGUACUGGGUUCCGUGGAAAGGAUGCUGGGUGUGCUGGCAGAAAGCUGUGGAGGAAAAUGGCCUCUGUGGCUGUCCCCAUUCCAGGUAGUAGUCAUUCCUGUGGGGCCGAGGCAAGAGGAGUAUGCCAAGGAGGUACAACAAAACCUGAAGGCCGCAGGACUGGUAGGUGAUCUGGAUGCCGACACAGGACUGACCCUCAGCCGCAGAGUCCGCCAGGCCCAGCUCGCCCACUACAAUUUUCAGUUUGUGGUUGGCCAGAAAGAGCAAAAAAAGAGAACAGUGAACGUUCGCACCCGAGAUAAUUGUCGGCUUGGGGAGCGGGAUCUGGCAGAGGCUGUGCAGCGUCUGCUGGAACUCCAGGCCUCUCGGAUCCCAAAUGCUGAAGAACUUUUCUGAACCUUUAUGUAUGAAUAUACUAGAGACCUGCAGGAGCCAGUAGACCACCCUGAAUGUAGGAGACCCAUAUUCUUUACUGACAGAUAAUGGAAUCCUAUAAAACCCUCAGAACUCUUGUGAAAGUGUGGAUUUGCACUCCUGUGGAGGGAUCUCGUCUGGGGGAGGCUGCAGCUAUUUGGAUGUGAGGAGAGAGAAACUGAAAAUAAUAAACUUUUAAGUUCCUGA